Molecule: messenger RNA, 579 nt
Organism: Chaetomium strumarium
Lineage: Eukaryota; Fungi; Ascomycota; Sordariomycetes; Sordariales; Chaetomiaceae
Exons: 4
Coding region: 1-579 (192 amino acids)
Source: RefSeq, a predicted model, not a curated record
AUGCCAACAUCAUUUGGAUUCAGCCUCCAGACUCGGGCAACCUACAAUGCAGUCAAGGACGAGCUUUCCAAUGUCCUGAUAAGCUCUCUACCGAGGCUCUACUCUAGCGGGGAAUACUCAGACCUCGUAAUAUCCUGCAGGGAAAAGGAAUACCAAGUGCAUAGAGCCAUGGUAUACAUACAGUCCCAGCCUGCGAGGCGGGCUUCAAGGCAACUUGUCCACAUAAUUAUACAUUACUUCUACCGUUUUGACUACGACAUACAGGUGGACGGAGACGGAGCCGAUAUCAAGAGGCUGGACGCGGGCGCCCUCGCCACUCAUACAAGGAUUUACGCCUUAGCAGAGAAGUACCUUAUCCGUGGAUUGAAGACUGUCGCGGUUCGGAAAUUCAAGGCGGAGGUUACUAUAGCGUAUACAUCUGCUAUUGAAGAUGACAGGGGCCUGAGAGACGUCGUCGUGGAAACUCUCUAUAACCAUCCCCACUGGCUAGACAAAGAAGAGGUGCGAGAUGUGAUGAAGGAAUUAGGCCCUUUGAUGUAUGAUUUCAUUAUCUACGUGCGCCAAAAGGGCAGGAUCUAA